UAUAAAAAUGAUAGUAGGUUUCGUAUAAUGUACCCGAAUGAUAAAAAUGGACCGUUGAAGCUGAAUCCGUUUAUGAAUCAGAAACUGGACCACAAUAUGUUGAAAACUAUACAAAACUUGUGUUACAAGUCAAAUGCCCCUUUUAAUAUGACUUCGCCGUUCCUAGUGGACAAUAUCUUGCACCAUCAGAAAGUGAACUUGCACAAUCAAUAUCUAAACCAGCAAAUUGAAAAUUACGUCAUGCAGCGUAACUACGAACGGUCUAGGGAAACCUCUCCAGAUUUGGAGAAACCUGACGAAGAGCAUAAAUUAGAAAACGAUAACGACUCAAAAACGGACGAUGAGGAAUUUUCAAAAACCGAACAGUAUUACGACUUUAAGAACGACGAGAAAGUGUUAAACAUUCCAAAUUUGAACCGUCGCUGUCAAAAUUGUAACGGUUUCGAGUGUUCGCCUUUCGCUUGUAAAAAAACAGGUAUUACGAGACUUGAAGAGCUAGAAAAGAGAUUUAAUAUGAGUUAUCAGGAUGCCUCAGAUGAGGACGGGAAAGAAAAGGCGUAUACAGAUGAUUUAGUAAGAUGUGAGGAGAUGGAGAAGAAGCCUAUGCUUAAAUUUAGUGUUAGUGCGAUUUUGGGAGACCGGGAAGAGGGUGGGGCGAAAAAUAGUGUUAAUGACUACCGACAACCAAUGAUGACGCCGUGGCCCAUCGCGAAGCCCAUCGCCAGCCGACCCAUCCCCGUCCAGCACCAGCACUUACAGCAUCUCCUGGCGCACUGCCACCACCCCUACUUAGCUGUGAGACCGUCGCAGGCGCACACGCAAGUGUUUCCGCUGCCCGGCGCCUUUCCCUGGGCACACAGUUCGAGAGGUAAACCUCGGCGGGGCAUGAUGCGGCGCGCCGUGUUCUCGGACCUGCAGCGCAAGGGGCUGGAGAAGCGGUUUCAGGUUCAGAAGUACAUCUCCAAGCCAGACAGGAAGAAGCUGGCUGAGAAGCUGGGACUCAAGGAUAGCCAGGUCAAAAUCUGGUUCCAAAAUCGUCGCAUGAAGUGGCGUAACUCCAAAGAGAGGGAGCUGCUGGCGUCUGGCGGCUCCAGAGAGCAGACGCUGCCGAACAAGAACAACCCUCACCCGGACCUGUCUGACGCUGAAGUGGACAAGCAGAAGAUGUCUCCGGUACCUGAGGAUGAGGAUAAGAAGAUGUUCGCCAGCACUUCUGGGGAGUUUAGAGGUUACGAAGAUAAAAUGGCGGCCCCGUUCUACCGCGAGCCGUUCCAACCAAUGGAUGAGGCGGAGGAUUUUGACAGCGAUAGCGCCAGCGACGAGGAGAUCAACGUGACAUGA
Messenger RNA from Cydia strobilella, 1341 nucleotides. RefSeq names its product homeobox protein DBX1 (gene Dbx). The coding region runs from base 28 to 1341 and encodes 437 amino acids. NCBI's taxonomy places the organism in Eukaryota, Metazoa, Arthropoda, Insecta, Lepidoptera, Tortricidae. The transcript is spliced from 6 exons. The record is from RefSeq and is a predicted model, not a curated record. Gene Ontology annotation, molecular function: DNA-binding transcription factor activity, RNA polymerase II-specific; DNA binding. Gene Ontology annotation, biological process: regulation of transcription by RNA polymerase II.